Molecule: messenger RNA, 3614 nt
Organism: Oncorhynchus mykiss (rainbow trout)
Lineage: Eukaryota; Metazoa; Chordata; Actinopteri; Salmoniformes; Salmonidae
Product: ras guanyl-releasing protein 3
Biological process (GO): Ras protein signal transduction
Cellular component (GO): plasma membrane
Molecular function (GO): guanyl-nucleotide exchange factor activity; calcium ion binding
Source: RefSeq, a predicted model, not a curated record
AAUGUGGAAUGUGUGUCCAUUCGUAAUAGGGCUUGGGACACGGUCUCCAAAAAGUGCUAAACUGUCCUUGACACAACCCCACAUACCGUGACUGCCAGGGAGAUGAGUGCCAAAGAACGAGACUGAAGAUCUGCUAUUUAAUGAGGUACUGGAUUACGGUGUUUCCUGCAGAGUUUAACCUGGACAUGGGCCUUAUACGCCUCACUGAGGAGUUCAGAGACGUGGCGGCUCAGCUGGGCUGUGAGGAACACUACAAACUCAUUGACAUCUCCACCAUCCCGUCAUAUGACUGGAUGAGAAAGCUGACCCAGAGGAAGAAGCAAGCCAAGAAGGGCAAAGCCUCACUCCUCUUUGACCACCUAGAGCCCAUGGAGUUGGCGGAACACCUCACGUUCCUGGAGUACAAGUCCAUCAGGAGGAUAUCUUUCACAGACUACCAAAGCUAUGUGAUGCAUGGAUGUCUGGUGGACAACCCAACGCUGGAGCGCUCCAUCGCCCUGUUCAACGGAGUCUCCCAGUGGGUUCAGCUCAUGGUGCUCAGUAAGCUGACACCCCAACACCGUGCUGAGGUCAUCACCAAAUACAUCAACGUGGCCCAGAAACUCCUCCAACUGCAGAACUUUAAUACACUGAUGGCCAUGGUUGGAGGUCUGAGCCACAGCUCAAUUUCCCGUCUGAAGGAGACCCACUCUCAUCUAGCACCCGAGGUCAACAAGAUCUGGAAUGAGAUGACGGAGCUGGUCUCCUCCAAUGGGAACUACUGUGCUUACCGCAAGGCCUUCACAGACUCCGAAGGCUUCAAGGUCCCCAUCCUGGGAGUCCACCUGAAGGACCUGAUCGCCGUGCACGUGGUCUUCCCCGACUGGGUGAACGAUGACAAGGUGAACAUCGUAAAGAUGCAGCAGCUCUACCUCACCUUCAACGAGCUGGUGUCCCUGCAGAGUGCUGCAGCCCAGAUGGAACCAAACAUGGACCUCAUCUACCUGCUCACUCUCUCUCUAGACCUUUACUACACUGAAGAUGAGAUAUAUGAGCUAUCCUUGUUAAGGGAACCACGGAACCCAAAGUCUUUGCCUACUUCUCCAACAACCCCCAACAAGCCAAUGGCCCCUCUGGACUGGGCAUCAGGUGUGACAACCAAACCUGACCCCAAUGUGGUGAACAAGCACAUCAGGAAGGUGGUGGAUUCUGUAUUCAGGAACUACGACCAUGAUCAUGAUGGCUACAUCUCUCAGGAGGACUUUGAGAGUAUUGCUGCCAACUUUCCUUUCUUGGACUCUUUCUGUGUGUUGGACAAGGACCAAGAUGGCCUGAUUAGUAAGGAUGAGAUGAUGGCUUACUUCCUGAGGGCCAACCCCUUGCUCCAGUGUAAAAUGGGCCCUGGUUUUAUCCACAACUUUACGGAGAUGACGUAUCUGAAGCCUACCUUCUGCGAGCACUGUGCUGGAUUUCUCUGGGGAAUAAUCAAACAGGGAUACAAGUGCAAAGAUUGCGGUGUGAACUGCCACAAGCAGUGCAGAGAGCUGUUGGUACUGGCCUGUAGGAAGCUGCCACGUUCCACCUCUUUGCAAAGUGUCUCCCCUGGAGGCCUGACCCACAGCUCUCUACCCAGCAGCCCCACCAUGCCCACCUUCAAGGAUGAGGACGAGAUGUUUGAGUUCCCCUCGGUGACACCUGGAGGUUCUGACCUGGAGCAUAAGUCCAUCACCCUGAUGACGGGCUCAGCCCAGCGGAUCUCUGUGGGUUUACAGCGGGCCACCACCAGCCAGACCACGCAGACGGAGCACCUAUGGCCAGAGCACACCUGGGGGCCUGGGGAUGGGGGCUCCCACACCUUCCCCAAGAUGAAGUAUCGACCACACCGGCAGGCCUCUAAGAGCAAAGGCUUUGCCCGCUGGGAGAACGAGGCCCAGGAGGAGCCCAGGGGUCGGCGGGAAUCCCAGGAACAGACAGACAGACCUGCAGAGGUGGUGCAGAACGGGAUAAUACCACACAGAGAGAAGGACAGCUGACUUGGAGACACCAAGGGCCGAACCCAGGGCUCCAGGAGGCCCUUGGAAGCCCGCAUCAGGAAGCACUCCUCACUGGGCGAAUUACUUGGCUGCUUGAGGCCCCCGUUUGGUGACCUGGAGUAGGAUGGACUUCCUCUGGCCUAUCCAGACAGGUGUUCAGUGAACCUCAUAUGAAUACUGAUGUUUAAUCCCGAACCAGGGAUGUGAGUGAUGGGACUGAAAAAGCCCUUGUGCUCAAUGCUCCCCAGCUCUACACACCCUGCCUUCACAACCCAUCAGUGUCAUUGGAAAAGGAUCCUGGACUACUUACAGUACAUGUGAUUUAGGUUUGUUGGGGCUCACCAGUGUUUGACUGACUGAACGUAAAUGAGCGGGUGUCCACCUGUGCCUGUAUGAAUGUCGGAGCAUGUACAUGCUUCCUAUUGAAUUUGUGUGUGGUCUGUGGAGCACAUAUGUGUGUUAUCUACUGUUGAUUUGCUGAAAAAAUUAAGUUAUUUGGUUCACGUGGCUUAGUUGCAAUAAUGUAUCAUGUUUCAUUGACAUUUUGAGGACACUGUGAAUGUUUUAUGAUGGACUGGGUGGGGGAUGCAACGUGAGAAUGCAUUUGGAGAUGUGAGAAUGCAUUAAGAGAUCAAGAUGUAAAGCAAUAGAAAGUUAAAGGUGAAGAUGAAUAUGAGGGAAAAAGUGGCAGGUACAUUGUUUCUAAGGGUAAUGGAUUAAAAGUGGCAUGACAUGUAGCAUGACAACUGAUGAUCGUUUAUGAGCCAGUUCUAUAUCUUAGUCUGGAAUACAAGAAAUGGUACUUGUUGUGUUAGCAUGAGGAAAAGAACAAUGCAACCACUGAGAGUUGUGUUAUAAAUUUAAGGAAAAGUUGUCUUUUGGUUAGUCAAGAAAGCGUUAUUAUUUUCAGCCUUAUUAUUUCAAAGGGAUUUGAUAGUCAGGCGAUUCCAUGUUUAAAGUAUUCCGGUUAUUUCAAAGCCUUGCAGGCUGAAUAUGUGAAUAUGGGUCAACAAUGUUUCUCAUUGUCCACAUAAAUAGAGACACCAUUUGAGUGACCUUUGACCUAUUUUCAUCAGCUGAAGAAUCAAGCCUGUUGCAUUCAGGCAGAGGUAAUGGAAUCUCCACUAAGCCAGUCAGUCAGUCAGUGGAGCACUGAUUACGCACUUGCUUACAGUGGCACCAGGUGUGAGCCCAGGUGCUUGUGCUGUGGUUGCCAGGCAUCAGUUGAGUGAGCAGGUAAGUUUCUCCAUCACCAAGGAUACAGCAGGUUACGUGAGGGGAGGGAGUUUAUUUUCAUCUGUAGAGAGACUUCUUGUAGGUCCUCAAGGUAGGGACAAGUAGGUACGGGCAGGUGAGUUUAACAUGGAGGUCUCUGUAAUGACAAUAGAGUCUGACCUUCUGUUUGACACAGUAAGACAGAGCCAAGAACAGGACUGCAGGGUCAGAGGACUCCAUGUUGGGGGAGGAGCAUGGGGGAAAUAUUGUGUAUAUUUGCAAGAGAUAUCCAAGGCUUCAUAUACAAGAGCUAAAAAGGUCCAAUGCAGCCGUUUUUUUUUAUCUCAACAUCAAAUCAUUUUUGUGUAACAAUUAAGUACCUUACUG